AUGCGGUGCGCGAGCAAGGCCUCCGAGAGCGCGUCCACACGUCUCUGUGCGGACGCCGAAGCAGAAACCACAGCAACUGAUGUCUCAUCGGUUGCUGAAGCGACCCAGCCUGUGUCACUUGGUGAUGCAGGCGCUGGUCAUGAAGACACUCAUGUCUUCACAGAGUACGAGCUCGGUGUCUCGUACUCUCCUGAUACGGAUGACGGAUCCGUAUCGACGGCGAUUGAAUCUAAGCCGCCUGCCAAGCGUGGCAUGGGCGAUGCUUUGCGUCGCAGCAUCUUUGGUUCAUCUGAUUCAUCAGAUGAACCAUCGCCGAAGCGUAGGCGCUCGAGGUCGCGAGACUCGGGCGCUCACAGUGGUGUCGGUUCUCCUAUGGACACCACUUCGCAACGAGGUGCCAGUACUUCUGUCGGCACAUCGCAGGAAGAGCGGGAUCGCAAUGUCUUGCGUCUCGCUCCUGAGAAGAAGGCAUGGAUGCCUCCGAAAUCUGUCAUGGAUCACUUGUCGGCGACGACGAGUGAUCGUUAUCGAACACGGUUGUUCGAUUCGUCAAGGAUCCAUCACCUUGACCCCAGUGCGAAAAACUAUCGCGCUGAAAACGAAUUCUUCAUCGAUGCUUUCUUUAGACAUCGAUGGUACAGUGGGAAUCACAAGCGUGAUGGUCCCUCACUGCUUCAGGCGUGGAACGCCUACAUCCAUAACCUUGAGGAUGUAGGUCGUGACGCUUGGAACGACAAACUUAUCAAAGCUCGUGAUAAGUUUGAAAAGCGAACCCCGACAGGUGCACGCUACAAGCUGCAUCGUCUGUCAAGGGAGAAAGGAUUACCCUGCCUCUCUUGGGGAGACUCGUGCCCGUGUUGUGUGAACAACUCUGCACGAGCACCUAAGGAGGCUUACCUCCUUACCAGCCCGUGGUGGCGCGUACGUAUCUCUAGUGAGAUGUACGAAGGGAUUGACAACCUGAAAUCCCUUUACGACCGUGCCGGGAAGACUUUCUCCGGCGGUCCUUCUGCGGCACAGGAUGUGCCGCGUCGUACUGCUCAACCAGACCCAGUACGUCGAUCAUCAGUUGGGAGCGGGGCUCCCAAGAAUCCCAGGACGGGGGAUAGCCGCGCCACCGGACGAGAUAACUCGUCCGACGUCCGUUCACGUCGCGGUGGCUCAACAGCUGCUCAACUAGGAUAG
Messenger RNA from Peronospora matthiolae, 1185 nucleotides. Lineage: Eukaryota; Oomycota; Peronosporomycetes; Peronosporales; Peronosporaceae. The record is from the annotation of a GenBank genome assembly.